CGGGGAAGUAGUGCGCGGUUUGUUCUUGUGACAAACUAUUUUACCGUCGUCUUCAGCGGUUCUUGUGUCUUUGUUUAUAACGCCCGUGUGAUCGGCUCGCACGUUUAGUUAAAAGUGCAUUAAAACGAAACAAUUGACUGGCUUUGUGAGACGUAGAACGGUGAAGCGUACAACUCCUUCGUGCUAGCGAAAAAGAAGAAAAAAAGCAGAAUGCAGUCUCAUAGCAAAAAGCGUGUCUGCUAUUAUUACGAUAGCGACAUCGGAAACUACUACUAUGGCCAAGGACAUCCGAUGAAGCCGCACCGCAUACGCAUGACGCACAACCUCCUGCUGAACUACGGUCUUUACCGCAAGAUGGAAAUCUAUCGUCCACACAAGGCUACUGCGGAGGAAAUGACAAAGUUCCACUCGGACGACUAUAUCCGGUUCCUUCGAUCGAUCCGCCCCGACAACAUGUCGGAGUACAAUAAACACAUGCAGCGAUUCAACGUGGGCGAGGAUUGUCCCGUGUUCGAUGGUCUGUACGAGUUCUGCCAGCUGUCGGCCGGAGGGUCAGUAGCGGCUGCGGUAAAGUUGAACAAGCAAGCGUCGGAAAUCUGCAUCAACUGGGGUGGCGGAUUGCAUCAUGCGAAAAAGUCGGAAGCUUCCGGCUUUUGCUACGUGAACGAUAUCGUGCUUGGGAUCCUGGAGCUGCUGAAGUAUCACCAGCGCGUCCUGUACAUCGAUAUCGAUGUGCACCACGGGGAUGGCGUAGAGGAAGCGUUCUAUACCACCGACCGCGUCAUGACGGUCAGCUUCCACAAGUAUGGAGAGUAUUUUCCGGGCACGGGCGAUCUUCGGGACAUUGGCGCCGGGCGGGGCAAGUACUACGCGGUGAACAUUCCACUGCGGGACGGCAUGGAUGACGAGUCGUACGAUUCGAUUUUCGUGCCGAUCAUCUCGAAGGUGAUGGAAACGUUCCAACCGUCGGCGGUGGUGUUGCAGUGCGGUGCCGAUUCAUUGACCGGCGAUCGGCUCGGUUGCUUCAAUUUGACCGUCAAGGGUCACGGCAAAUGCGUUGAGUUUGUGAAGAAAUACAAUCUCCCGUUCCUGAUGGUCGGAGGCGGUGGGUACACGAUUCGUAACGUGUCCCGCUGCUGGACGUACGAGACGUCGGUGGCACUGGGGGUCGAGAUUGCAAACGAGCUGCCGUACAAUGACUACUUCGAGUACUUUGGACCGGACUUCAAGCUGCACAUCAGCCCGAGCAACAUGUCCAACCAGAACACGACCGAGUAUCUCGAAAAGAUCAAGAACCGGUUGUUCGAGAACCUUCGGAUGCUGCCUCAUGCACCGGGCGUACAGGUGCAGCCGAUCCCGGAGGACGCCAUCAACGACGAAUCGGAGGAUGAGGAUAAGGUGGACAAGGACGAGCGGCUACCGCAGCAGGACAAGGACAAGCGGAUCGUGCCCGACAAUGAGUUUUCCGACUCGGAGGAUGAGGGUGAAGGUGGCCGCCGGGACAAUCGUUCGUUCAAGGGACAGGGACAGUCGCGCAAGCGGCCACGAAUCGAGAAGGAAGUCAAGGUGGAAGAUGUGAAGGAAGAGAAGGAAGCGAAAAUGGACACCAGUGGCGACAAGGAAGAAACCAAAGUGACUGAAGAGCCGGUCAAGAAGGAAACGACGGCUGUUGCCUGAUCGUCACUUUCGUCGUUCCGAAAGCAACCUUCCUCGUAACUAAGCCCACGAAAGAGCUUAGGGGGUAAUCUCGAGUAUUUUACGGAACAAGGGGGCGUUCGGGGUCGGGACGUUCGUAAACCAUCAUACAAAUCUCGUGCAAACGGACGUCGAUGUUAUAAAGUGAAGGAUAAACAAAUUUAUCUUGAGAGUUCCUGAUGGACUGGGUCUGAUGGCGAGCCAGCCAGCGCCCGAACCGGUCACAUGAUGCGGUGAUUUUUACUAUUUUCUUUCCAACAGAAUACAUUAUUUAAAAAGAAAACAAAACAUUGUCCCUUCGCCAAUAAUACGCGGAGUCGCGACUGAGCAUAUAUACAAAAGACUAGCCAUUUGGCCAAGGGCGAACAUGAUAUCAGACAUGUCCGGUAUCACAUAACAGCAACAACAGUAGAGCCAAUUACAAAGCGUUUUUUAAGAUUUAAGAAGUGGUGCCGAAUGUGUAUGUACGUAUGUGUAUGAUCUCAGGAAUGAUGAAAAGUAAACACACUUCCUCCCAAACUAACAAAACUACAACAAAUACCGAAACUUUCAGAUGAAACCGAUAAACUUAAUACAAAACGUACCAAUUGUAAUGUAGGAGCGGAAAGCAUAAAGCCGAACUAAUGUUCAAUAAUUGAUAAAGAAGUUUUAUCUCAUAUUCCCCAUGAUCACCAAAUUUUAUUUCGUAGCUCACUUUUGUUUCAACAGACGUUUUCAAUCCAUUUGGUGUACCGCAUUAUGUACGUUUGCAGACAUGUUAAUUAGGCCUUAAGUAAUUAAUUGGACAGGACAGAAGUCAUCUGGUAUUGGAUUGAAAACUGUGGUAGAACGGAGUAGCGACGAAGAAAAACAGAAACAAACUAAAAAAUGGACAGAGUCACGAUAAAAUUAUUAGAAGCGCACGUAUCAGACACCUUUUGCGACAAACACAUACACUUGCAUACGCGGUCAUUGAGGACCGAAUUAAGAUGUAUCACUCCUUACACGAAAUCGUAUCGGAUGCGGCGAGGCGUUUAGGAAUAGAAAGCGGUAGGGUAAAGCUAAUCAAUUUAAACCGUGGACAGGUGAGGAGCUUUGCGAAGAGGCAGAGCUUAUCGUUUCUGAUGCAAUUAAGUAAAAGUAUUACCAGGUAAAUACAUGUGAGUUGCAGAUUUUCAAACGAA
Molecule: messenger RNA, 2858 nt
Organism: Anopheles coustani
Lineage: Eukaryota; Metazoa; Arthropoda; Insecta; Diptera; Culicidae
Gene: HDAC1
Product: histone deacetylase HDAC1
Exons: 5
Coding region: 211-1677 (488 amino acids)
Molecular function (GO): histone deacetylase activity
Source: RefSeq, a predicted model, not a curated record